Messenger RNA from Metopolophium dirhodum (rose-grain aphid), 1257 nucleotides. Its product is annotated as TRPL translocation defect protein 14-like. Lineage: Eukaryota; Metazoa; Arthropoda; Insecta; Hemiptera; Aphididae. Gene Ontology annotation, molecular function: phosphatidic acid binding; phosphatidylinositol binding; GTP binding. The record is from RefSeq and is a predicted model, not a curated record. The transcript has 11 exons. The coding region runs from base 1 to 1257 and encodes 418 amino acids. Gene Ontology annotation, biological process: photoreceptor cell maintenance.
AUGAAUGGCGAAACCAAGAAACUCUACAAAAUAGUACUGACCGGUGGGCCUUGUGGUGGCAAGACAACGGGACAGUCACGAUUAUGUUCAUUCUUUGAGAAUUUAGGAUGGAAGGUUUACAGAGUUCCAGAGACUGCUAAUGUUCUAUUAAGUGGAGGUAUCAAAUUUUCAGAAUUAAGUGACGAUCAAGUCCAAACAUUUCAAGAGAACCUUCUCAGAUGUAUGUUACAAUUAGAAGAUACAUAUUUUGAACUGGGUAAAUCAUGCGACCAAAACUGUCUAAUCAUUUGUGACAGAGGUGCUAUGGAUGCUGCCGCAUAUAUAUCUAGUGACAAAUGGGAUAUGAUAAUGGAAAAAAACGGCUUCAACAUGGUUGAUUUGAGAGACAAUCGUUACAAUCAAAUAAUUCACAUGGUGUCUGCUGCAUGCGGGGCUGAAGACUUUUAUACAAUCGAGAAUCAUUCGAGCAGGACUGAGGAUAUAAAUCUAGCCAAAAGUCUAGACGUCAAAGCGUCAGCAUCCUGGAUUGGACACCCAUACUUCAAUGUCAUUGAUAAUUCAUCAGAUUUUGAAAAUAAAAUGUGCAGAAUGAUAGCUACCGUUUGUCAGAAUUUGGGCAUAGAUACUAUCGAUAGAUUAGCACCAAACUCAAAAAAACGUAAAUGGCUAGUGAAGUAUCUGCCUAAUGAUGAGUUGUUCCCUCCAUUUCAAGAUUUUAUGGUCGUACACAAAUAUUUGCAAACAUAUACCAACAAUAUGCAAGCUCGCUUACGAAAACGAGGACAAAAAGGGCAUUGGAAUUAUACACAUACGAUUCGUAAGCCUAAAGUCCAAGGUCAAGUAAUAGAAGUGAAAAGGCAGCUCAGUCGUAGGACCUAUUUAAAUAUGUUGCCACUUGUAGAUGAAACCCACUAUCCAAUUUAUAAAAAAAGGCGAUGCUUUAUACACUGCAAUCAGUAUUAUCAGUUGGACAUUUAUUGUAAACCUUGUCAUAAAAGGUGUGAAGGAUUAAUAUUACUUGAGACAUAUUCCAUUCUUGAGGGCCAAGAGCUUCUUGAUCGUUUGCCUAAAUUCCUAGACAUUGAAGCUGAGGUUACGGGUAACGCAGAGUAUUCAAUGUUCAAUUUGUCACUUGUUGAAGAUUGGGAUAAGUCAAACAAUUUUUGUCAUUAUGUAUUGUUUUUAGGACCAGAUGAUGAAUACCUGAAUGUAGGCGAUCAUAAAAACAACCAAGUUAGUUACAUUCAUACAAAUUAA